GGCUUUCUGGGCUCAAUAACUACAUCGUUGGUUUCGGGUCGAUGAUCUUCGGCUACGCGGCCGGCGUGCCCCUCCCACAAGCGCUGCCACCCUACCUCCUCCUCCUCCUCCUCCUCCUCGACCCAUAGUCGGAGCACUAUUUGCUACCCACCGCAGGCAGUUGUUGAAAGCAAAAUGCCUAAAAACCCUAAGCGGAAGCGCGCUCUCUCGCCGAUCCGAUCCCUCGAAACCCUUAAGCCUUCCUCCGAGCACUACCCGGACCUCCCAUUCCCCACCCCGGAGCAAUGCCGGGACGUCCGCGACGCCCUCCUCGCCCACCACGGCUUCCCGGAGGAGUUCGCCAAGUACCGGAGAUCCACCACUAGUCCACUGGGUGCGGAGACGGCCGUCGAUGGAGUCGCCGGGGAAACAGUUCUUGAUGGACUUGUGAGCACUCUAUUGUCGCAGAACACCACCGAAUCGAACUCGAGAAGGGCUUUCGAGUCCCUCAAAUCCGCCUUCCCCACUUGGGAACACGUUCUUGCUGCGGAAUCGAAGCUCGUAGAGGAUGCCAUCAGAUGUGGAGGCUUGGCUGCGACCAAGGCAGCGAGGAUAAAGAGCAUUCUGAGAGCAUUGAAGGACAAGAGAGGGCAGAUUUGCUUGGAAUACUUGCGCCACCUGUCUGUUGACGAGGUCAAGACUGAGCUAUCAAUGUUUAAGGGAAUAGGACCAAAAACGAUAGCAUGCGUCUUAAUGUUCCAUCUUCAGCGAGAUGAUUUCCCAGUGGACACUCAUGUCUAUCGGAUCACAAGGGACAUUGGUUGGGUACCUAUGAAAGCUGACAGGGAGCAGGCUUAUCUUCAUCUCAAUAAUAGAAUACCUAAUGACCUGAAGUUUGACCUAAAUUGUCUUCUUGUAACUCAUGGAAGACUUUGCCACAGAUGUGCCAUCAGGGGCGGUAGCCAGAAAACUUCACGUUCUUUCACUUCUUGCCCUCUCGCUGAGUAUCAGAAGAGUAGGAGAGUAAGCUAAGCAUUUUUCAAUUUGUAUUCUCUCUGUUACAUACCAGAUGUUAGAUUGGACUCCCGACUUAUAGUUUGUCUAGGGAGCACUGGUAAGUGAGUCUCCCACCGGUUCGGGAUCUAGGGAUGGUUAAUGUACAUAGUCUUAUUCCAAGUUGUCUACUUGCAAAUGAAAUAUUCAAUUCUGUAGAAAACUAAAGAAAAGCAGUUUUGCCCUUCACCUAUUUGUUUUCGAGGAAUAUUGUCCAAAGAGACUUAUUCUCCAUCACAGAACAAUAAGAAAUAAAAAUAGUUCCCUUCUAUUAGAAGAAUCACAAUGCAUCACUUUGACCUUGUCCUAGGACACGUGAUCUCCCAGAUAAUAGAUUUCUGUAGUUCCUUGUUACCAAACAAAAGAGGAAACCUUUCUUAAUCAAAACAAUCAAUCAUGCAUUGUUACACUGAUUCAUUUUGCUUUAGUUGUCUGCUAGUUCUGUCAGCUGGAAUUUGCUAACAGUUGAUGACCUGCUAGUCCAAUAAGGACACCUGUUUAAGAGGAAAACUUGGCUCAGUAGGAUUCUUGCAAGGAAGCAGCAGAUUUAAGGAAAGGCUAGCCUUUGUUAGAUUUGAUCUCACCAUGUACUAUUACUGCAUUCAAGGUUAGAUUUUUAAGCAAAUUUAUUAGGAUGGGAUUUGUCAGGAAAAAAGUGGUUGAAAGACAAAGCUGUCUUUUUCUUCAAAAAAGUCUCUUCAAGCUGAAAUCAGAGUCUGGAAAGCAGUCAUCAACUCAAAUUCAGUGACUUGUCAUCCAAUGGUUUUGGUACUG
Molecule: messenger RNA, 1806 nt
Organism: Musa acuminata AAA Group (dessert banana)
Lineage: Eukaryota; Viridiplantae; Streptophyta; Magnoliopsida; Zingiberales; Musaceae
Product: putative DNA glycosylase At3g47830
Exons: 4
Coding region: 175-1011 (278 amino acids)
Biological process (GO): base-excision repair
Molecular function (GO): catalytic activity
Source: RefSeq, a predicted model, not a curated record